Molecule: messenger RNA, 408 nt
Organism: Porites evermanni
Lineage: Eukaryota; Metazoa; Cnidaria; Anthozoa; Scleractinia; Poritidae
Source: the annotation of a GenBank genome assembly
AUGCCACACCUGAGCGAAAUGACAGAACCACUACGCAGACUAGAAGAUCAGGACGCUGAGUGGCAGUGGCUAAAGCAACACAGCAUUGCCUUCAACACAGUUAAGAAGUACCUCACUGAAUCCCCAGUUCUCAAGUACUGUAAUGUUAACGAAGAAGUAACAAUCCAGUGUGACGCCUCUGAAACUGGUCUCGGAGCUGUCCUUAUGCAAAAUGGCCAACCGAUUUGCUACGCCUCAAGAGCUCUCACCGACACUGAGACAAGAUACGCACAGAUAGAGAAAGAGCUUCUUCCCAUCGUAUGGUCUUGUCACAAAUUUUACCUGUACAUAUAUGGUCGUGACGUCGUACACGUAGAUUCCGACCAUGAGCCACUGCAGGCAGUAUUCAAGAAGCCAAUACAUCAAUGA